AUGAUCGAAUCGAGCUAUCUCGCCAAGAAACGUCUUGUCCGCAACCCAAGUCCGAAACUCCUUGUUAUUAGGUCGGAGCUAUCUAGUGAUGGCUGUUCAAGAAACACUUUUUUGGAGACCAUUUCGACAGAUGGUCACGAAGACCACAGCAAAAUCUUUAUUUGUUCUUACGACUUUUCACCAUAUCCGUAUAGUGAAUACCAUUCCAAUAAUAUUGGUCAGAUUACGGGUUACUGCGACGGUCUAGUCUGCAUCUACCAAUCUGAGAACAUUUAUAUAUUAAACCCCACGACAAGAAAACUCAGAGUACUUUCUCGUGAGUUCUUGCGAAAGUGUUCAUGCCUACCAGGUAUGCUACCAAUUAAUGUGGGAUUUGGGAGAGACAUCGUUACAGGAUCAUACAAAAUAGUUUUGAUGCGUGUCUACGACUAUAUCGGUGGCAAUACUCGUGUCAAGACUGAAGUCUUUAACCUCAAAGAUGGCGAACAAAGCUGCAUCAGUUUCCCUAUUCAUUACAAUGAGCUUAACGUCGAUAAAGCAUCCAUCUUUGCAAAUGGAUCGCUUUAUUGGCUGAAUUUACGCAAGCAAAAGAUUGCGGCCUUGGAUCUUCACACAGAAAUGUUUUCUGAGGUGUUGCCGCCAAGUUGGUCAAGUGGUGUGUACUUAUGGAGUCUAAAAGAUCGUUUAUGUCUAUCUAAUGUGUUACAAUAUCCGGAUGUGGACGUAUGGGGUUUGCAGCAAGAAGGUCCCAAUGUGAUGAAGUGGGAAAAGAUUCUUUCAGUUACUAUUUUGAGUAUGAAUGAUUUAGAUGCAAACUUUUGGAAACUUGGUCUUGCUGCUUGUUAUUAUAGGCCUAUAGGUCAAAAACCAUCUAAAAACUUUUUAGAGCAAGUCCCUGUAGAUCAAUGUAGAACUGCAUUGUGUAUGGAGGACUUGGCUUCUUCGGUCUAG
Molecule: messenger RNA, 951 nt
Organism: Capsella rubella
Lineage: Eukaryota; Viridiplantae; Streptophyta; Magnoliopsida; Brassicales; Brassicaceae
Product: putative F-box protein At1g71320
Exons: 2
Coding region: 1-951 (316 amino acids)
Source: RefSeq, a predicted model, not a curated record